CUAGGCUGUCGAAUACAAGAAGAAGAAGAAGAAGAAGCCAGCUGAACUGUGCUCUUCCAGGUCGAGCCGAAUCUGCAACAAACUACCGAGAUGGGACCGAAAGUGACUCUUGCGACUUGCUCGGUGAAUCAGUGGGCUUUGGACUUUGAAGGCAAUUUGGAGAGAAUACUGAAGAGUAUUGAGAUUGCUAAGGCUCAUGGAGCCAAAUACAGACUGGGCCCAGAGCUGGAGAUAUGCGGGUAUGGCUGUGCAGACCACUUCUAUGAGUCGGACAUGUUGCUCCACAGCUUUCAGGUCCUGAGGAAGCUUCUGGAAUCUCCGAUCACCCAGGACAUCAUCUGUGACGUAGGAAUGCCCAUCAUGCAUCAUAAUGUGCGCUACAACUGUCGGGUCCUGUUCCUCAACAGAAAGAUACUGCUGAUCAGACCUAAAAUGCUGAUGGCCAACUACGGGAACUACAGAGAGAUGCACUGGUUCUCUCCUUGGAACCAGUUACGGCAAGUGGAGGAGUAUUUCUUGCCCAGAAUGAUCCAGGAGGUAACAGGGCAGGAUACAGUCCCAUUUGGUUACUGUGUGCUGUCCACAAAGGACACCUGUAUUGGAAGUGAGAUAUGUGCCGAGCUCUGGAACCCCAGAAGCCCCCAUAUUCAGAUGGGUCUGGACGGGGUUGAGAUCUUCACUAAUUCGUCUGCUAGCCACCACGAGCUCCGCAAAGCUGAUGAAAGAGUCAACCUGGUAAAGUCAGCCACCACAAAGAGUGGAGGUAUCUACCUGUAUUCCAACCAGAGGGGCUGUGAUGGAGACCGGAUCUACUAUGACGGCUGUGCCAUGGUGGCCAUCAACGGAGACAUUGUGGCACAAGGUGCACAGUUCUCCCUUGAUGAUGUGGAAGUGAUUACAGCCACUCUUGACCUUGAGGAUGUGCGGAGCUACAGAGGAGAAAUAUGCCAGCCAAACAUGGUGAGAGACACCAGCUUCCAACCUUCAAAAUUCCUCAUAUCAAGAGCAGAGCCUAUUGCUUUUUCUAUUGCUUUUGCUUAUUAUUGCCUGCCAUCACCUCUAAAGCUCACAAAUUACCUGGUCAAAUUUUUUUGUUUAUCCAAUACUUUGGUUUGGGUCAAAAUAGCUGAAAAACUGAUUCCUAUCAGCCUCAGCUGUACUCUAACUGUAGUAUGUACCAUUGGUAAUCUCCCAUCCAUAUAUCCAUCGUCAACCGCUUAUCCUGUGUACAGGGUCGCGGGGCCAUUG
Molecule: messenger RNA, 1248 nt
Organism: Micropterus salmoides (largemouth bass)
Lineage: Eukaryota; Metazoa; Chordata; Actinopteri; Centrarchiformes; Centrarchidae
Product: glutamine-dependent NAD(+) synthetase-like
Exons: 11
Biological process (GO): NAD+ biosynthetic process
Cellular component (GO): cytoplasm
Molecular function (GO): glutaminase activity; NAD+ synthase (glutamine-hydrolyzing) activity
Source: RefSeq, a predicted model, not a curated record